AUGCUUACUAGUGCUGUGUUCGCGUCUUUAUUUCUACUCGCCAGUGCACGACCAUGGAAGCGAGACCUCUUCAUCGAGCCCGUCACAGACUGCUCCCGGCUGCCAUCAUACGACAAUGACACAAAGAUGGCCGGGCCCUGGACAAUCAAGGUGGACAGUUGCUACAAUGAAACUGCGACUGGAGGGCUAUGCAGCAUCGAGGGCUUUGAGUCUGGUAAUGACAUCACACGACAACGAGAAGACACACCCAACACCAUCGAGCAUGGAUUUAUCACGAUCGUAAGCGACAACAACAACAUCAAAACCCAGCUCCGCUGCAACGGCCUCCUAAACACAAUCGAAGGAUACGUGCUUUCCGGUCCCGGUGAGGGCGCCCUGAACUGGCACGCCCUUGGGAUAGACCAUCACCCUAGCACGGGGCGACUCGUCUGGGGCAAACCCGAUGCCGAGCCUGUACAGGCGUACAGACACUAUCAUAACGGUGAACUCGUUGAUGGCCUGUUCCUCGGAUCAAACAAUCAGACGAAUUGGAGUGUGCAUUCAGCUGGGAGGGACGUGAGCAUUACGGAUAUGAAGCCGUAUUGGGUUCCACGAUUGAUGAUUCCAGAGACCAGUAUUCGGGAUAAUGAGUUCAAGACAUUGAUUCGGAUUGAUGGGAGCUGA
Messenger RNA from Penicillium egyptiacum, 663 nucleotides. NCBI's taxonomy places the organism in Eukaryota, Fungi, Ascomycota, Eurotiomycetes, Eurotiales, Aspergillaceae. The record is from the annotation of a GenBank genome assembly.